AUGGCUUCUUUGACUGACACACCCAACCCUUCCGGUACACUUCCCUCACAGUCGCAGAACCAAAAAACGGCCCCCAAUGUUCCUUCGCGGCCUCAAUCCCGGCAAUCUAACCGUAUCGUUACUCCAGUCAAAACACAUGCCAAUUAUGUUCGAACUAGUCGUGAUACUCGUCAAUCUCUAACCCGCAACAACCAGUCUGAAACCUCCAACAAUGAAGAAUCUUCACAUCGAGCCCCCAAAAAAACCCAAUCCACCAGCAAAAAAAAGAGCCAGCCACGACUAUCAAAAUCUUCAAAGGCUGGUCCGAGUUUGACUUCAAAACAAAAGAGAACACCGGUCUUGAAGAAGAGGAAGCGAAACCUAGCAGCUGAUGAGUCUGAAGAUCACUCCGAAUCUUCUGAGGAUAAGGAGGACGACUGCGAAUCAGACUUAGAUGAGGUGACUGCAGCCAUGAAUCUUCCCCAGGACUCGGAUAAUGAGAACGCGAAGAUGAAGAAGAAAGUUAGAGGCCCUGCAUCGACCCAGUACGACGCAAUUGAGUGGUAUUUUGAACCUCCAGUUUAUGGUGAAGGCGAAGUGAGUUGA
Molecule: messenger RNA, 585 nt
Organism: Puccinia triticina
Lineage: Eukaryota; Fungi; Basidiomycota; Pucciniomycetes; Pucciniales; Pucciniaceae
Exons: 1
Coding region: 1-585 (194 amino acids)
Source: RefSeq, a predicted model, not a curated record